GAAGCCAAAAGACAUAAACAAGAAAGGUCAGGUGGUAAUAAUCUGAAUGAAAACAACACUGAUAAAGAGCAGGAUAUCGAAAGCAGUGAGAGAUUGGAUGUUUUGAUACAAGAUAUUGCAGCUGGGAAAGAUGUGAAAAUGCUAUCCCAGGAAGAUGAAUCUCUUGAAACUUUGUUGAAAAAAGAUAGAAAUGAAGAAAAUCAGCAAGUACCAAAUAAUACAAUAAAGCAAAUCGAAAUGAGCACAGACCUACAACAAGAUGGGCUAGAUGACUAA
This is a messenger RNA of Racocetra fulgida, 276 nucleotides long. NCBI's taxonomy places the organism in Eukaryota, Fungi, Glomeromycota, Glomeromycetes, Diversisporales, Gigasporaceae. The record is from the annotation of a GenBank genome assembly.